AUGAAUCAAUUGGCUUGCACUUGCGAAGACGAUGACGAUGACUUCAUGUUUGAGCAUGAUAAUACUUCGCACUGUUUAGAUUUAGAAUUACAACGACUUAAUGAAGAGAGUGUUCAAAUGGGUCUAUUAGUUAAUAAUAUCGAGGAAAGAACCAAGGAAGAUAUCGUGCGAUGGCAAAAGGUUUUAGAAGAUUCACGAUUUGAAGGUAAGGCGACUUUUCUUCAACGUAUAUCCCACAUGGUUUCCCCUGGAAGUGGUUCAAGUCCUGUAGGGUCCAUUGAUGAGAGAACCGUAAGCGCACAACUGAAGAAAACCAUGGAACGAGAUCUACAGCUGACGCAAGGAAGCCAAAGACAACACAAGUAUCGCAAAUGGAGAACUUGGUUCAAGGAAUGGGUUCAUCGUAAUGGUGGUAAUGAGGAGAAAAAAGAAAAUCCCGAAAAAUGGACCACCACAGAUAGCGAUUCUGAAGGAUUACUAGUGAUGAACUCGGUCAUUGUGGGGGGCAAUCAAAACUUAAGGCAACCACAUAGGGUGCAUUCUACCGUGCAAGCUCGUAAUUUUUCCGAUCAUGCCAGAUUGCCCUCAUCUUCGGUGACCUUGGCCGAACACAAAUAUUUGUUCGGUGGUAAUAAUACUGCUUCGCUUACCACGGGUAUUCGAGCAACCCACCAUAGUAGCAGUAAUGAAAGUAUUAUUAGCGAAAGUACAUCAGGUCUACAAAUUGCUCACAACUUGAAGUACAGUGCACUGACCCAUGGUCCCACGGUUCCUGCGCCUACGCCCGCGCUUGCACCUGUAACAGCACAUUACCAAGACAAUGUAAAGGGUCCCAGGUCAUCAUGCGAGAUUAGCACCCCACCUCUUCUGCAAUCACAAUCCAAGAAAUCUAAAUCAACGUCUAGUAUGUUAGGUUUCCGCGGACGCAGCUUUCGUAGUUUGCGUGGAUCUGGACAUAGUUUACGUAAACAUCAUCUGUAG
Molecule: messenger RNA, 981 nt
Organism: Zygosaccharomyces rouxii
Lineage: Eukaryota; Fungi; Ascomycota; Saccharomycetes; Saccharomycetales; Saccharomycetaceae
Exons: 1
Coding region: 1-981 (326 amino acids)
Source: RefSeq, a predicted model, not a curated record